Molecule: messenger RNA, 3121 nt
Organism: Neodiprion fabricii
Lineage: Eukaryota; Metazoa; Arthropoda; Insecta; Hymenoptera; Diprionidae
Gene: mRpS28
Product: 28S ribosomal protein S28, mitochondrial
Exons: 3
Coding region: 571-1146 (191 amino acids)
Cellular component (GO): mitochondrial small ribosomal subunit
Source: RefSeq, a predicted model, not a curated record
CAGCCAAUCGAAAAAGGUUCAAAAUAAAAUUUGUUGGGUAUCGAGGGGUUGACCCAACUAUGACCUUUAUUUUGGCAUUGACCUUCAUUUUUAAGGUUAUUUGAAAGUCAAUUUGUGUUUUUCAAAUGAAAACCCCUAUUGGCAUGGGUCACCCUCUCGACACCCAAUAACUUUUAUUUGAAACAUUUUUUGAUUGGCUUGCAAUUUUUUGUUAUUCAGCUAUCUAAGUUAAAAUGAGACACCCUGUAUUUUGUACAAUUUGUUUAGUGCUCUCCGUGCUCUCAGAUAUAUUUUUCAUUGACGUCUUGAUCAGCGUCAGAUAAACAAUGUUGAGCGAAUGUGUGUAGAUACCAGCGUGUAUCUUGCAUGUAUCAAUUUUCAUGCGCCAUCUUACGGUAGAAAUUGAAACUAUUUCGAGGAAUCCAGUUUCGACAAUACAGCGACAAUCUGUCUGUCCAUCACGUGAAAUUAGUGGCAUCGAACGCCGCCAGGUGACAGAGAGCAGACGCUUUUUGGAGUUUGUUUUCUGAAGCAUAACCUAACAUCGUUAACCGCACUUAAUUCGCCGAAAUGCAGUGUUUUGCGCUGAAAACUUGUCGCAUUACGGCAAGCUCGUUCAGUGGUGCUGCAAGAAUUGUUAAACCAGGAUCUACAUCUUUGAGAUGUUUGAGCAGUGAUAAACCCACGACAGAAACGCCCGUGUCCGAGGCAACGGAUUCAAACGUCGAGAAGCCGAAACUGAGUGGAUUUGCUCAAGCUUUCGAAAAAUACACAGCCCCGGCGCCCGAGGUCGUCAAUGCUCCAAAAUCCUUCGCUACGUUGCUCCGUCACUCGAAAUUCAUCGAUCUUGGUGAUCCACAGGGAAAAGUAGUAAUUGGUCAAAUAUUCCAUAUCGUCAAAGAUGAUCUGUAUAUUGAUUUUGGAUGGAAAUUUCACUGCGUCUGUCCACGGCCCUCGAGAAACGGAGAAAAUUAUGUCGAAGGAGCUAGAGUACGCUUGAGAAUAAAGGACCUUGAAUUAUCAACUCGGUUUUUAGGCGCCACUAAAGAUCUCACAAUUUUGGAAGCAGACUGUACGCUUCUGGGUUUAAUGUCGUACUCUGCGGAACAGACGCACGAAAAUAGACCCACAAUAGAAGCGCAAUAAUGGUUGUAAUACAGUUUCCAGAAAAAUUAAGUAUUUCUUAUCCUUGGAAAAUGAAACAAAAUAACACUCGAUCACCUCUGCAGAUUACAGUGAAUGAUUACUACCUUUGUAAAUACUCAUUACUCUGCUCGGGCAGGGUUAAGGUUCUGAAUUUCAAUAGUUCCGAAAGCAUCUAAUUCCGAAUUAUUUGGUGGUGAAACUUGAAGUAAAGAAAUAAAACUUUUAUAUAACAAUAAAGUUUCGAAGGGUCGGAAACCCAUCGACUCAAAAAUAAUUCAAGUUAUGAUAGAGUAAAGUUCCAAUGGAGCAAAAUUCCGAGAAGUAAAAUAUAUUAUUGCAGCGUAGUUUACUCAACGAGUGGGUAUAAAAAAUCAGAAAAACGAAAUAUAACAAAACGAAAGAUCAACGUAAUGAAAUUCCCCCAAGCCAGAAACUCACAGAACUGAGAAUCUUUGAUCAUUCGGAAUUUCCAUAUUUUAGAUUUUUAAAUUUUCUCAUUUUCGCACUUUCACAACUUUGACUUGUCCGAGUUGUACUUUCAGUACCUUUCAAAUUCGGAAUUUCAACCCUGCCCCAUUCUGCUCGUUAAUUUUGUUGGAGGAAGAAAAGAUAAUAAGUUUUAUAUUAGAUUUCGCAUAAAAUGAUCAAUGAAUUCGGUUUCAAUUGUUGAGAACAAAAUCAAUUCACGCAAAUACAAUGAGUCUCUGUUAUUCUCUGAAUAACAUAAACGCCAGCAAGUGUUUCUCAUAAAUGAUGACACCAUUUGUAGAAAACUGUUGGGAAUUGAUUAGAGCUGAAUUUCAUGAAAAAUUGUGUCACCUAGUUACAGUGGUUUUAAUAAAGAAUGUACAUAGUUGAAUCUAGUUUGAAGUUCGUGUUUGACUUUUCAAAAGCUCACAAAACAGUCACAAUAGGCAUUCAUGGUUCUUGGUCAUUUUUAUUCAAAUUAUACAGCAAAGAACAAACUUGGUCAAAGCCUGAAUGAACUGGGGGAUUCUUUAUCUUCAAUUUUCAGCUACACAUUUUUUGUAAUCCUUUGGCCCUUAUUUUCACUAUUACUUUUCUUUAAAUAAUAAUAGUAAUUACAGAUUUCAGUUGAUGCGAAAAGUGAAAAUGUGUUUGAAAGGAGAGAGCCGUCACUCAAACUGCUGUUCAUCUAGAUUGUAACAGGAAUUUUAUUGUUAUAAAUUAUUGGUACAUAUAUGGUACAGCUGUUUCCAUAUUCAAUCUCUACAUCAUUGAGUGAGCACAUUAGCAGCUUUCGAUUAAUCAGGAAUAGCUUCAAGUCCCUGUAAGAAAGAUUUCAAGAAUUACUGGCAUUCACAGUCACAUAGUCUAAAUGAUUAGCAGAAAGAAGAACAAGUUGAGAGAAAAUUGAGGCAAAUUGUAUUUAAUUAUAUGAUUCAGAACUGAUGGUUAAUGAAAAAAUGAAUAAAUUCAUCGACUUACAGGUGCUUCGUAAGGCCGACCAUCCGUCAGCCGACCGUCCCUCAUGUACAAGUGGCGGUCCCAUCGAUAGCGCAUUUCUCUUUUGUACGGCUGUAAUCACAAAUGAGAGUAAGACAAAAACUAGUUCACAUUGUAAGAAAUCAAACUAGCAGAGUAAACCGAAUCCAGCUUUUUUGCACUAGCUGAAAGUGGAAUUAACGUUUUUUCAUCGUCAACGGCAGUUUGCGUUCAAUUGAUUCGGUACCCCGAGACCAUUGACUUGACCGAGUGAUUCUCCUCACAAAAUCAAUCGCUGUUCUUUAAUUAUCUUUUAUCGCAAAUGUAUGGUAUCGAAUCUUCCAGCUUGUGACAGUGAAAUGGGGACUGAUACAUGAAGGUUAUGUAAAGCAAAACUGUGUCUUACGUUUCCGAGAACGGCUUUGUUCAUGAAGUACAUUGCGUAUCCAGGAAUCGCCAUGGCAACGGUCAUGAUGGCAUAUGAUGGUAAAAUUUCAUACCACAUUUUAUUUUCAACUUAUUCGAAUAA